Messenger RNA from Vitrella brassicaformis, 2160 nucleotides. NCBI's taxonomy places the organism in Eukaryota, Vitrellaceae. The record is from the annotation of a GenBank genome assembly.
CUGGUGUCUAUCCAUAGGAUGCAUCGUCAGGCUACAUGGACACAGAUCUGCUUCGGUGACGGGACGAGCCUCGGUGGCGAGCAGUCGGGCCAGCCGCUUCGUCGAAGCACCCGGUGGAUCCCAAAGGCAUCUCGCAACGGGCCGAGGCGGGCGUGCCAGCGCUGCCAGUCGGUGUUUAUGAGGCCGCUCUGCUGAUUGAAGUCGGUAGCUCCGAAGGCCUCGUGCAUCUUCUCUCGGACGAAUGAAGACGUCGGAGGGCCAGCAGGGGGAGCAAGGGGUAUACCGGGAGGCGGGCGGUGGGGAGUCUCGACCGCAUUGCAGAGGCAAGCGUAGCAGAUGCCCUUGCUCGAGGACGCCGGGCGGAUGUGGCAGCUGGCAUACUGGGGAGCGACAUACGAUGCGGAUCCGCCUCGUAGCGAAGACUCAUCCGAGUGGAAGCAACGAGGAUGAAUGGAGGGGGAGUUCGAAUCCUCGGCGGUACAGUUAUUGUCCUCGGGCUCUCGAUUCUCGCAUAUGCCUAGGUCACAGGAAUGGCAGUUGGUGCACUUCUUGCCCUUCUCCAAGCAAGGGCAGCCCCGCUCUUUCCCCUUCCUCUUGCAUCUCGAUCCAGUGGUCUUGUUCCGGUUCUUGUUGCAUGAGCAACACCGCACAGGACCAGCGGCUGGCUGCAAGGGCGGGGCAUCGUCUCCCGGCACUGCAGAGACGCCCUCUUGAGACGGCGGGGGCGGAUGGGCUGAGUCUGUUGAGACUGGGGUCGAUUCUGCACUCAUUCUCCAGAGCUGCUCGAGCUGGAUAUGAUGCUGGCAGGUGUGGCCCGAGCAGCCGUCAUAGUAAGGAGAAAAAGGGCCUCAGGCCCUGCGAGCUCAGACAAGCAAUCAUUAUUAUGUAUGAGAUUGCAAUGAAUGAAAAGAUACUUCAAAAUUCAAAAAAGCAAAACGGAAAUGUGGAUUCACAGGUGUUUGUAUCGAGUGUAUAGAAAACAAAUGUAAAAACUCAACUUAAACUGUAGUCUUGCAUUUUUUCUUUGCCACCCCCGUCCCCCUUCUACAUGCCUGUCCACACCCUCGUCCUUUUAAACGUUUAUCACAUUAGGACUUUCACAGGGGUUUCCACUUCUUUUCACGCUUUUUACCCUAUCCCUUUCAUAAUCUCCAUACGCUGAGAGUUUGACUUCGCUUUCGAACGCGAAAGCGAAGUCAAACUCCCAGCGUAUAGUCCUCCCUGUCCUCACCGGCCUUUUCGCACGAUGCCCCUACUAAUGUGAAGCCCAAACUGAAAAAAAGCGAAGAUUCUCAAAGUCGCCACCAAUCAUGCGCACGCCAACGCGAAUUGGAAUUCUGGACGAAUUUUCGUCUCUUUUUUUUCAUACAAGUUUCCAUAUAAGAAUUUUUCGGGAAGGGUUCAGAGUUCAAAAACGCAUCGUCCGCGGUACGCCGAAUUCAACCGUCAGAAUGCUCUCGCAUGUUGCCAUUGAUAUUGUACUCUGAUAGCGUUUCCACUAUGUGGAAAGGCCGGUAAGAGCCUUCCCGAAUCAGUUGAAUAGCUGAGGAUCAACUGGGCGGUAAGUCGUAGAGUCAAGAGUGCUUUCACUUCACUGAGACGGACAGGUCACACAUUAGUGAUAUACUGGUGUCUAUCCAUAGGAUGCAUCGUCAGGCUACAUGGACACAGAUCUGCUUCGGUGAUGGCUGGACAGAUCGCUCUGCACUGCCAAACAUCCAUAUACUCAUGCAUUUAUGCAUCUACAUGACCCGUGGCCAACAAAGAUCCACUCUCUAGCUCGCAUUCCUCCCUAGUUCGCCUUGCUGGCUGGUUUUGACAUCCACUGCUGCAGUAUAGUUUAUUUCGGAGCCAUUUUUACGGACGAUCACUUCGAUCGACAACUUGAACAGGAGGGGUCCGCCAGAGGCAGAAGCUGAAGGACGAGCAUUUGAAGCACUUGCGCCGGCUUGCCCGCAUUCUGCAGAGUUGCCGACACGACUGGACUUGCCUUCGCCUCUCCGGCAAGCUUCUUGGUGGAACUAAGCUCGCCGCUAUGGGAAGACUGCGGUCGUAUCUGUUUUUUCUACUCAUCGGCUCGGUGCUGGCCACUUCGGGAAACUUUCCAGCCGGUUUCCUUCGGAUUCCAUCGCGUCGUCCGGUGGCACGGAGGGCCGGCGA